AGCAAACAUAGAGCAACGUGUCUCUGUCAUGGCAGCCACUCCAGGUGGCAGUUUCCUGAGCACUGUCUCCAGUUGAUCACAGCGGGAAGAAGCAGUGCCCCAUCUUCCUCACCCGGACGGGGGAAAUGCUGUGACAGAUGUAUUUAAAGAGACCUGCAGCUGGUCUGUCCUUCUGUCUCUUCUAUUUGGCUUCUUAUUUCACCAACAAGUAUGUCCUGUCUGUCCUGAAAUUCACCUACCCUACCCUUUUUCAAGGGUGGCAGACAUUAGUUGGUGGAUUUCUGCUCCACGUCUCCUGGAAGCUGGGCUGGGUGGAGAUCAGUUGCAGUUCAAGGUCUGAAGUACUGACAUGGCUCCCGGCUUCAGUGCUUUUUGUGGGCAUUAUCUAUGCAGGUUCCAGGGCAUUAUCUAGAUUGCCAAUUCCUGUGUUCCUUACUGUCCACAAUGCAGCAGAAGUUAUAACCUGUGGAUUCCAGAAGUUUGUGCAGAAAGAGCAAACCUCUCUCCUAAAAAUCUGUAGUGUGCUGUUCCUCCUAAUCGCAGCAGGGUGCCUUCCUUUGUUUGACACGCAGUUUGAUCCAGAUGGCUAUUUCUGGGCUCUAAUUCACUUGAUCUGUGUUGGGGUUUACAAAGUCAUUCACAAGUUGUGGAAAACUAGUUCCUUAAGUGAUUUAGACCAACAAUAUAUAAACUAUGUAUUCAGUGUGGUGCUUUUGGCCUCUGUGUCCCAUCCAGCAGGUGAUCUCUUCAGUGCGUUGGACUUUCCAUUUCUGUACUUCUACAGAUUUCACAGCAGCUGCUGUGCCAGUGGACUGUUGGGAUUCUUUCUGAUGUUGCACACAGUGAAGCUAAAAAGCAUCACAUCCUCUUGGCAAUAUGCAGCCUGGAGUUUCCUUGCAAAGGUUACCACAGCUGGUUUAUCACCAUUCAUCUUUGGCAUGACUGUUAAUGUACGAACAGUUUGUUGUUGCGGAGAACAAGAUUCAAACUGUGCUGAGUUCAAGAACAAGCCUUCACAUCAGUCAAAAUUGUCCAUUGACACCAGCAUAUGUGAUCCAAAAAUUCCUGAAUUUUCUUUCCUGUUUCAUCCUUCACAACAAUCCCCAUAGGAAGAACUUUUUUCUCAUGAAAGACUGGAACAAUGAGAUUCUAUUUAAAUUCAAACUAUUAUACUAUCAAAUGAAAAUGUGAAGAGUAACAUCUGGACCAUUUAAAAUAGAUGCACACUACUCUAAUCUGACAGGCAAAAGCCAAGGUCUCCUUUCAGCAUCUGUUAAAGUGCUCCACUGGGGAAGAUGACAACCAGUGACUUCCAGUAGAAAAUACUAAAGGUAAAUGAUUUGUACCCACACCCAUGGGACCAAAUCCAAAAGUGAAUCUACAUAAGUAAAAAAAGACUAAAGGAGGUCUAUGAUGUGGCCCUGAAGGAUUAAGUUACACCAACAUGGAACUCAGACUCUCCCUAGACUCAAAAAACCUGAUUCUCUGUGCCCUGUACUACAUGUAGUCAUGUAUGUGAUGUAGGCAGACGAGGUGCCAACUCAUGCCCAGGCCUCAGGUCUUACUGGACACUGACAGAUGCAUAGCUGGAAACCAGGCUGGUUCAUCUGUAUGUUAUUGCUAAAAUAGAUGUUAAAUUGAUAAGAAUAUGUUUAGACCUGGCUAAAUGCUUGUUGGAUGCUACAUGUAUUGAUCUCACUUACAACGGCUGUAGCCCCGGUAUAAAGUUAUAUUGAGUUUCCACUUAGGGUGACCAGAUGUCCUGAUUUUAUAGGGACAGUCCCGAUUGGGGGGGGGGGGGGGGCUUUUCCUGUAUAGGCACCUAUUAACCCCCAACCCCUUUCCCGAUUUUUUACACUUGCUAUCUGGUCACCCUAACUGUAAACCUCUGUGUAAUUCAAACAGCGGAGAAGCCUUCUCUAAUACAAAUGCUGGCUUCCUACUGAAGAUGUUAAGUUCUUCCCAAUGAGAAAACCUUUGAAACAUCAAAAGAAAAAAAAGAAGUGUUAAUUGCACUUCUCAACCCCCUCCAGGAAAAGGAGACCUACACAUGAACUCAUCCCAUCAGCUUGAAUUCUAGGGGGAAGGGGAUUGAAAAACCCUGACAAGGAGAAACUAGGUUCUUUUUGCUGCUUGGACUCCAAAGGAGCAAGAAUCACUAAGCAUAAGCAAAAGACCUCUGGCGGUUUUGCCUGUGUUAGCCCUAAAAGACAUAUGGAAUUUGCUUAUAGAAGUUUGUGUUAUCUUUUGGAAUCAGACUGCAACUCUUGUGUGUGUGUUACCUGCUUUAACCUUGUAAAUAACUCCCCCCCCCCCCUUUUCCUAGUUAAUAAAUCUUUAGUUUAUUACAUGAUUGACUACAAGCCUUGUCCUUGAGAGAUCUGGGUGCAACUGACCUGGGGCAAGCGACUGGUCCUUUGGGACUGGGAGUAACCUAUGAUUGUGACUUCUGGUAUAAAGGAGCCAUCCAUCUCAAAGACCAGCUUGCUUGGGUGGUAAGAUAGAGUCAUAGACCGGGCACUCUGGUCUAUGUUAAGGCUAUUACAGUGCAUUAGGAGUUCACACUUGUUACUUGGUUGGUGAAAUCUAAUUACAGGUUGGCACUCAUGCUCAUGAGUUACUCCAGACAGUGUGACAACAUACACCAGUGAAAAUGUGUGUAAAAUGCUGUCACUUUGCAUUGAUGCAAAUGCUUACACAAUGUGCAGGGCAAGAGAGAAUCAGGCCAAGUGAGCUUGAUUUUCCACUCCUUUGCACCUAGUGCAGUCCCUGACGCUUGCACAAAGCAAGUAAAAACCUUUUCCAAUGAGAAUUUUACUCCCAUUUGCUGCCUUACUCUGCUUAAUUUUGAACAUGAGUAAAGGUCCACACAAAGAGCCAGGUCCAAAUUAAUUUAUCAGCAUGUAACUUACACCGCUACUUCUUCCUUGUGACAUUCUGUACCCCCAAAGCAACACCCUGGCCCCUCCAUACUUACCAUGGUGAUAUAAUUAUGAUUUAUAUUAAGUAUUCCUUAUGAUGUAUCAUUCUAAAAGUUUCGAUGUGUUGAACACUAAUAUCCUGUUAAGUUGUAUAUGCUAUCAUUGUAUGUGAAGUUAUGAAAUUUUUCUAUGUGUUACCAAAAUAUGUUGUGAAGUUGGAAACAACCACCGGUCUUUCAGGUAUAACGAUGGGGCAGCCAGAAACUGAUGAUGGCCCAUUAAGGGGAAUACACACACUCACAAGGAUUACCCCAGGAACUGUAUGCAAUGGAAACUUCUCAGAAAUAGCACAUAUACAAUGGAGGCUAUUUGACUCAUGUCACAGCGAAAGAUCUUUCCAGCAAGCUGGAAGAAGGUAUAAAAGGGGAAGUGACAUCAUCAUUUGUCUUCCCUCCCCCAAUUCAGUCUUUCUCCAGAUGUGUUUCCAGGUGUUGAAUGGGGCGGGAGGUCCCAGGCUGAAGGGAUUUCCAGUCUGUGUAUGGAAGAUCUGUGACCUGCUUGUAUUGGCUAUCAGGGUGAGACACUGCUUGAUUCAAAUCCUGUCUAGGUUAUAGAACUCUGAUUGCAUUUUUACUUUUAUUUCUUAGGUAAUCCACUUUAUAAAUAGAUUUAAGUGCUUAAUCUGUAUGCGUACUAUCUUUUUGUAGUUAAUAAAUCUGUUUCAUAUUUU
Molecule: messenger RNA, 3651 nt
Organism: Chelonia mydas (Green sea turtle)
Lineage: Eukaryota; Metazoa; Chordata; Testudines; Cheloniidae
Gene: SLC35D4
Product: transmembrane protein 241
Exons: 15
Coding region: 138-1109 (323 amino acids)
Cellular component (GO): Golgi apparatus
Molecular function (GO): antiporter activity
Source: RefSeq, a predicted model, not a curated record